Messenger RNA from Glarea lozoyensis ATCC 20868, 366 nucleotides. RefSeq lists its product as uncharacterized. The record is from RefSeq and is a predicted model, not a curated record. The coding region runs from base 1 to 366 and encodes 121 amino acids. Lineage: Eukaryota; Fungi; Ascomycota; Leotiomycetes; Helotiales; Helotiaceae. The transcript is spliced from 2 exons.
AUGCGUGGACGAUCCAUCAACGCCGCAGAGGCGUUUGAUGAGAGACCAAGAUUUAUGGAGAGCAGAUCUAAAUCUGGCUUGGCAAGCUCGGACACAAUAUACAGAACGGAGAUGAGUAAUACGCUUUAUACGACAGAUCCAGUCGGAAAUUAUGGAGGAUAUCAAAGUAACGAAAAUGUUGAAGAAAACCGCAAAUCGAGAACGAAAGCAAAUGUACGUGUACAGCAAGAUAGAGAUAUAAAACUCGGAAACAAGAAGCAGUCAAACGCUCAGACAUCCAAGUGGACUUCACGACACGAAGCGCACUCGUCGUGGAUGAUGCCAGAAGAUAAAGCAGGACACGCAAUUGCAAGAAUCGAAGUUUGA